UAUCGACCCGUGUGUGUUUUGUGUGUGUGUGCAGAGGAUGGGCGUCCUGAAUGUGGGUCAGCGGAUUGAGGAGCAGGCUGAGUUUGAGAAGAUCUACAAGAACGCAUGGGCUGACAAUGCCAAUGCAUGCGCUGUACAGUACGCAGGGACCGGAGCUCUGAAAACAGACUUCACCAGGACGGGGAAGAGGACCAGGCUGGGGCUGCUGAUGGACGGCUGGAACUCCAUGAUCCGCUACUACAAGAACAACUUCUCUGAUGGAUUCAGACAGGACUCCAUUGACCUCUUUCUGGGUAACUUUGCUGUGGAUGAGUCUGAUGGACCCACUCCUCUCCGUGUGCAGAAGGACUGGAAGUUCCUCACGCUGCCCAUCGUCAUGCUGGUGGCCUUCUCCAUGUGCAUCGUCUGUCUGCUCAUGGCGGGUAAGUUCCUCUCACUCAUAUCAUCUGAAUCAAUUCAACUAUAG
Messenger RNA from Notothenia coriiceps (black rockcod), 466 nucleotides. RefSeq names its product phosphatidylinositide phosphatase SAC1-B-like. Gene Ontology annotation, cellular component: endoplasmic reticulum. NCBI's taxonomy places the organism in Eukaryota, Metazoa, Chordata, Actinopteri, Perciformes, Nototheniidae. The record is from RefSeq and is a predicted model, not a curated record. Gene Ontology annotation, biological process: phosphatidylinositol dephosphorylation. The transcript has 5 exons. Gene Ontology annotation, molecular function: phosphatidylinositol-4-phosphate phosphatase activity. The coding region runs from base 38 to 466 and encodes 142 amino acids.